This is a messenger RNA of Photinus pyralis (common eastern firefly), 3356 nucleotides long. RefSeq names its product endoplasmic reticulum metallopeptidase 1-like. Lineage: Eukaryota; Metazoa; Arthropoda; Insecta; Coleoptera; Lampyridae. Gene Ontology annotation, molecular function: metalloexopeptidase activity. The record is from RefSeq and is a predicted model, not a curated record. Gene Ontology annotation, biological process: proteolysis. Bases 1097 to 3073 code for a protein of 658 amino acids. The transcript has 10 exons.
AUAAUUUGAAAUGUGCUUGACAUUUCAAACUAUUGACCAUCCAGCUUUAGCCGUACUUGACAUAUCCAAGAUUGCAAUGAUUUUUUCAAAAUGGCGCAUUCUCUCCAAGAUUAUUUUUUUGUGAAUUUUGGAUUAUCAAUCAAUAAUUUAGCUCUUUAUUAAUAUCGGGGUCUAUGUCUAAUUACCCUGCAGCUGCACUAGUAAAAGAACGAGGCACGAGCUGAACCCUUUUGGGCAGAACGCGCAUGCACAAGUCUGAGGGUGAGGGUGUGCCAGCCACAGAAAAUUUUUUAUUCCCUGUAUACCCCAUUGAUUGAGAGUCUUCCUAAUGGAACAUCCCAAAAUGUUGAGCGUCACUGCAUCGGCUGUUAUCUGAUUUCUGCCAAUCUUGUUCUUCCCAGGCCCAGUUUCCGAGCUCCCUCUUCCAAUAAAUUAACGUUUACAGUAGUUUUUAUAUAAGUACCUUUAUAAAUUUUUAAAUAAAAUGCACGGUGGUGGUGAUGAUCCUUCCGAACAUUACGCCGCAAACCGCCAUACAGUUCCACCUGUAAUUGCAAUCAUCUUUAUCAUGUUUAUAUUUAGUUUGUAUGGAAUCGUUUAUUUGAUUGAUGGUAUUUUUCCCAACCCAUUAUAUAUUAUUGACGAGAAAGACAAUCCCGCUGCGUUCAUUGCGGAACGCGUGCAACAAGAUCUUAAAGAGUUUACAGAGAUUGGCCCGCGUAUUAUCGGUAGCUAUGAGAAUGAAGUGACGGCUGUGGACUAUUUACGGCAAAAAAUACAAGAGGUUAAGCAAGAGGCAAAUGCCGUUCAGAAAAUGGAGGUGGACGAACAGGUAGCUUCCGGUUCUUAUCUUGUAGACAAGGGAUUUGUGAGCGUUUACGACAAAGUGCAAAAUGUGCUUGUAAAGUUGCACUCUUCAAACCACUCGCGACAUACGCUUCUGAUUAAUGCACAUUUUGACUCUGCUCCGGGUACAUCCGGUGCUGGUGACAAUGGCGUAAAUUGUGCAACCAUGUUGGAGCUUCUACGAAAAUUAUCCUGAUCCACAAAACUUUACGAGCACAACAUAGUGUUUCUUUUCAAUGGUGCUGGCGAAAUGUGGUCACAUGCGGUGCACGGUUUUGUAACGCAACACAAAUGGGCAAAAGAGGUCAGUGCUUUCAUCAAUUUGGACUCGGUGGGCGUAGGUGGAAAAGAGACGCUCGUUCGUGUUGGACCAAAUCGUCCGUGGUUCUUGUAUUACUAUCAGAAGGUACCGCGCCCUCGCACCUUAGCGUGUGUCGAAGAAUUGCUGCAGUUCGGCUUUGUACCUCUAGGUGCCGAUUUUAACAUGAUGAAAGAUUAUGGAAAUACAGUCGGUGUGGAGUUCACGUUUUUUCGUAACGGUUAUAAAUUUCACACUAGGUUUGACGAUUAUGCUAGUGUACCGAUAGAGUCAAUUCAGCAUGUAGGAGAUAAUCUUUUAACACUAGUUCAAGGGUUAGCCGACGCGCAGGAGUUGAAGCCUUUAGGCCAAACAGUAGACAAGGUUAUAUUUUACGAUUUUUUUGAAUUAUUUGUGAUUCAUUACACGGUUGCAAUUGCUUCAUUAAUCCACAUCGCCGUCUCAUCUUUAUCUAUAAUCGUGGCACUUAGGAAUCUCCACAGUUUUGGUCUGAGAUUAUGUCGACAAUCAUUAAUUUACCUGGGAUUAAUGUCUACAGCGAUUAUAACUGGUUGGUUCACUGCCGCAAUAUUCAUAGCGUUUAUAGCAUUACUAAUUGACGGAUUUGAAUAUAAUUUAAGCUGGUACAACAAUCGAUUAAUAAUUUUUGGAUUGUACGUAAUUCCGACAAACAUCUGUAUUUUUUCUAUUACUUUGAUUUUCAAUUAUUUUAAUGAUAAGAACACAUUCAGUAUUGGAGCUCGCACACAAAUUCAAUUGCAUCUUUUAAGACUGAUAUGGACAAUGGUGUUAUUAGUAGGGACUAUGGCACAAUUUAGAUUCAUCUAUGUGAUACUUAUUCCGAUUACUUUUCAAAUAUUUACAUUUGGGUUGAUCGAAAUGUUUGGAGUACGUCAUACAAUGAAAAAGUGGCUGAUUUUAUACAUUUUGGGUAUGGUGUUGCCAACGAUGUUUUUAAUGCAGCACACCUUACAGAUAGUCAUAAUUUUAAUCUCGGUUUAUGGUCGUUCGGGACCAGAUAAAAAUUCUGAAGUUCAUUUGGGCAUUCUUAUAGUUGUCUUAACAAUUCUAACCAUAUCAUAUUAUAUGCCGCUAAUUACUUUAGUGCGGAAACCAAUGGCAUUAGUGAUGACAUUAACAUUAAUAUUCGUAAUAUACAUUAUAAUCUUAAUGACUCCAUUUGGUUUCCCAUAUAGCGGCAAUCCGGAAAGUCCGGCACCCCAGAGGUAUUAUAUCUAUCAUACCAAAAGGAUAUUUCGUAACGAUUCAAACGAAAUUUUUAAAAACGAUUCCGGAUUUUACCUACUCAACUCAGACCGCAAUUCGCCGAAUAAUUUGAAGAAAUACAUAACAGAGUUGAGUGACAUUAAGUCAUUAAGUGAGGAUUGUGAUCGUAGUCUAUUUUGUGGACUUCCGUUAGUGAACACUAAAUUAAUUCCUACAUUACGGGAUAGUACAUGGAUACCGAGUGAUGAGCCGAAGAUUCCGGAACCGAUCAGUUUGCAGCUUAUCUCCAAAACAUAUCUGUCAGAUACAUCUAUUCGUUAUAAUUUUACUCUUUCAGGUCCCAAUCACGUCGGUGUGUACAUUUCACCAAAACGAAACAUUAAUGUAUUCGAGAUACGUCUAUUUCCAAAAACGCAAAUGGAGCCGAUCUUUUGGAACGGACGGCCCGCUUAUAUAAUAUUGUUUUCUUGGUUAAAAUCAAGGUCAUCGUUGAACUUUUAUAUAGAUUUCGAGACACCGUCGAAUUGGACUAACCCUACUUUUGAUGUAGCUCUAACUGCGAGAUAUAUAAAUGAUAAGACGUUUGUAAAGAUUUCCAAGUUUACUCAAUUUUUAGAAGAAUUUCCUAAGUGGACUGAUGUCGUUGCGGCGUUAGCAACAUACGAGUCGUGGGUGUAUUGAGUGAUUGGGUAAUUCAUAUAGUCUUAGUAUUAAAAGUUGCUCGAAUCAAUCUUCUUAUUAGAACUUAAUUAAUUCUCAAUCGAUGCUCUCUUGUACUGUUCGAAAAUUCAAUCAUUAUAUGCUAAGGUUAACUUUGUUAUUGUAGGGAUUUAAGCUUAAGGAAAAUAUUUACGAAAAUUUUCAUAUUUAUGAGCUACUGCUGUGUAAUAUCUUGUAAUCAAAAUACAUACCUACAUACAUUUCAAUGUACUCUCUUCAUAUAAAUACAGUUUUUUAAUUGUAA